AGCAUGCGCACGCGAUGCAAAAUCUGGCGGGAAAACCGUCCUUUUCGCGGGAGAUUCUUUCUGAAACAAGUAGCUGGCAAGAUGAUGGUCGGAGGAGAGCCAACGGAGACGAAGCAGAUCCAACGAAAGAGUCUGCUGACGCUGGACCAGCAGAACAGCUGCAGCGACAUCUUUGUUUCCAUCAGCGGUCUAAUAGGAGCUGGGAAGACGACGCUGGCCACUAAACUGGCAGAGAAGAUGAAUCUUCCCGUGUUUUACGAGCCAGUCAUAGACAACGUCUACCUCGACGACUUCUACAAGAACCCUGCUCGCUAUGGAUUCCCGCUACAGGUGUUUCUGUUGAACCGGAGGUUCCAGCAACACCAGCAGAUCAUCUGGCAGGGCAGGGGUGGGGUCCAGGACAGAACCAUCUACGAGGACUCCGUCUUUGCCAAGGUGCUAAGAGACUCAGGGAUGAUGGAGGAGAGAGAGUACCAGACCUAUCGCUCCCUCUUCAGCAACAUGUCCAACUUUAUGAAGAAGCCGAACCUGAUAGUUCAUCUCGACGUGUCUCCCGAGGAGAGCAAGAGACGUAUAGAGAUGAGGAGCAGAGAGUGCGAGUCCACAAUCUCCCUCGACUACCUGCGGAACCUCCACGCUGCCUACGAGGAAUUCAUCAAAGACAUAUCCAGGAUCAUCCCCGCGCUGGCGGCUCCGAGGAGACCUCUGCUGGUGCGGUUCGACUGGUACUCAAGAAAAACUACUCCAGUCCACAUAGGAUACGCUGGUAAGACGGCUAGAGCCAUACUGGAGCCGUACGGUUUUGUAGAGACACACUCCGACGAUUGGGAUUUGCUGUGGACCAUGGUCCCCCAGUGGGAGGCUCUACACACGACCAAGACCCCAGGCCUCCCGAGACCUUGGCAGGUCCACAACCACUGCCUCUCUCUGUCCAACAGCAGAGGUAUAUCGGGAAGCAAGGUCUCCCAGUGGGAAAUGUACAGGUGCAUGAGAGAGAAGCACGGAGAAGAGGCCUUCUCCUAUAUGCCUGAUACAUUCAUUCUACCCAAAGAAAGAUUUCGUUUGGAGAGGGAGCUGGUAAAAGAAGGAUCCCCUUGGAUCGUAAAGCUGUCAGUUGGGAAGCGGGGUUUGGGGAUUAAACUCGUCUCCACCAGCUCUGGAAUCCCAAGUGAUGCCCACGAAUACGUGGCCCAAAAGUACAUCCGGAGACCGUUUCUCGUAAACGGGAGAAAGUUUCACAUGAGGCUGUAUCUGGUCAUAACCAACAUGCAGCCGUUGCAUGCACUGCUCCACAGGGAAGGCCUUGUGCUGUUUGCAGCCACAAACUACUCUGAGAAUAAGAAAACCUUCCACGAUCUGAGCAUACAUCUCACCAACGCCGCCAUCGCCGAUCGAACCAACAAGCAAAGCACCACGAACUCGAUGCUGCUGUCUAACCUGUGGAAGAUCAUGGGUAGCCGCUACGGAGUAGACGUGCGUGCAGUGUGGGAGGAGAUUAAGGAUAUAGCGGCUAAGCUGGUGCUCACCCAGCAAUGUGAGACAGAGCUAGAGACUAGGGCCCCGGGGACCUGCUUUGACGUGAUUGGUGUCGACGUCCUGCUGGACUCCAAUCUGAAACCGUUUGUUCUGGAAUGCAACAACGGACCGGAACUGUACACUGAGGACACUGCCGUGAGACAGGCAAAUGAUGCGGCCCACAAGGCUAUGCUGAAAGAUCUGAUACCAAUGGUUGCACUCCAUGGUAAACACACAGAGACACAGCUCUCUGACUUCAAAUCAAAAUUGACCGAGAUUUGUGCGGAACAGAAUGCUAAACAGUGUGCGGUGAAAACACCAUUGGAUUUGGUGGGAGCUGCAUCAGUGACAGUGACACAGCAAACCUCUGGAGACUAUACUUAGAGGAAAAACGUUUAGGCUCAUUUGAGAGGAUCCUCCCAUCAUCAAGCUAUCAUCAGUACUUCAGAAACAAGCCAACCUUCUCAGACACUCUAUUGUCCAAUUGGUUACACCACAUUUCAUAGCAAUCCUAAAUAUCAUACAAAAUUUUUUAACCCUAUUGUGCCACACACAC
Molecule: messenger RNA, 2071 nt
Organism: Geodia barretti
Lineage: Eukaryota; Metazoa; Porifera; Demospongiae; Tetractinellida; Geodiidae
Source: the annotation of a GenBank genome assembly